This is a messenger RNA of Sphaeramia orbicularis (orbiculate cardinalfish), 1213 nucleotides long. RefSeq names its product musculoskeletal, embryonic nuclear protein 1a (gene mustn1a). The record is from RefSeq and is a predicted model, not a curated record. The transcript has 3 exons. The coding region runs from base 298 to 726 and encodes 142 amino acids. Gene Ontology annotation, biological process: tissue regeneration; chondrocyte proliferation; chondrocyte differentiation. NCBI's taxonomy places the organism in Eukaryota, Metazoa, Chordata, Actinopteri, Kurtiformes, Apogonidae. Gene Ontology annotation, cellular component: nucleus.
GAACAGGAAAGGGUGGGAACUGCAUUCUUCUGCAAAACAGUUUACUUUUAACAUGUGUGAUUAGAAUGUCUUUUUAAGUCUGGCAUGUUUUCAAGUUUUCUUCAAACAGUUUCUUAAAUAUUUUAAUGAGUCCAGUUUCCUUGGCUUUCUUACCAGAUGUCAUACAGUGAUUCUACAACUUACGUCAGGACAGGAAGUUUCAAAAGGACAGAUGUUAUAUGUCACUUUACACAGCUGUGGAAUUUAUUUGGAUGUAAAAUUUGAGUUAACGUGUAGCCAUGACCUCAUCAUUGUCUUAUGAAGCAGCAGAGAAAAACCAGAGGGAGAGAGACAGAAAAGAGGAGGAGUCUGGACAUGUUACCUCAUUUAUUAGACUUAAGAACAGAUUUAUUGUCCAGAGAAGAAUCGCUGGAUCUACAAGCUGAAACGACACAUAAGGCUGACAGCGGGGAGAAUUUCCAUCAGUGUAUCUUCAUCUGCUCUAACAACAUGUCUCAACCGGGUCAGGAAGAAAAUGAACAAAUGCAGCGUCCUGAGGUGAGAGAAGAGGACCUGAUUGGAGCAAAGAAUAAACUGGGUUUAACUGGGCCAGUGAAGAGCAAGACAUUUGAAGUAAUGGAGGAGUGUGAGAAAAUGGGUAAAACUGCUCCGUCUGUGUUCAGUGGCGUGAGGUCAGGAGGGGAGACUGUUUUCAACUCACGCUCAGCUCGACCAAUCAGGAAGUAGCAGAUGACGUACCAGUACAAUCAUCAAACAACACCUGCUCCAUGUUAAGGGUUUGGAUCAUCUGUUCUCCUCCAUCACUAAAGCCUCAUUUUUCAUUUAACACUUUUUUUUUUCUUAUGGCAUGGUUUUGCACUGAAAUGAAAUGACUCUUAGUACACAACACAGCUAUGUACUUCUAUUUGCACAUACUGUCUUUUUAUGCCUAUUUUUGAAGCUGUAGACAUUAAACUAAGCAGCAAAAUAGUUUCUAAAAAGUUGUAUUUUUGCAUCAGUGCGGUAAACAGUAAAACAAAUGAGCUCAAUAGACACUGAUGAUACAUUUAGUGUAAAAAUGAAAACCACUGCGGCCUUGACUUUUUCUCUGUGAAAGAAACCAAGUUAUUUUCAGGAAAAUGUGUCAUAGAUAUGUUACAUCAACAUACUCAGAGAUGUCAUACAGAGUUAACAAAAUAACAUUACAAAUAUGAAAGUUAAUUUUCUUUUCAUU